Molecule: messenger RNA, 695 nt
Organism: Lolium perenne
Lineage: Eukaryota; Viridiplantae; Streptophyta; Magnoliopsida; Poales; Poaceae
Source: RefSeq, a predicted model, not a curated record
UACAAAAGAGGCAAGCUCCUACCGCUGGGGUUCAUAGACCCAAACACAGUUCAUGAAGUUACGGUUCGAGACUUCGCCAAGGACACAGAGGACAACAUCGUAAUGUUUUUAGAGAAGCAAGCAGACAAAGAGGAUAUAUUCUUUCCCUACAACUUCAAUUUCCAUUUUAUUCUCCUAAUCAUUGAUCUUCACCUUGGAGUCGUAAACGUCAUGGACUCGAAACGUAAAGAAUAUGCGGAAUGGGCGGACAUGGCUGCCAUCCUCCAGAGGGCUUGGAAACGGUUCAUCAAUACUGUUCCGGGUGAAUGGAAACCGGAGCUUACAUUUAGAGAUUACCCUUGUAUGAGGCAGGAAAAAGGGAAUAACUUAUGUGGAUACUACGUCUGCACCUUCAUGCGUGACAUGUCCUGUCCCAAGGGUGGGGAUGCCCAAAUACACCACACUCGUAUGACACGCCUGCGGGACACUCUCAUAACAGCGGAUCAAAUAAAAGCAAUUCAAGAGGAAAUCGCGGGAUUCUUUAUUACCGAGGUCCUUACCCCAGGUGGAGAGCACUAUCGGAAGAUCGUGACGUCGGACGAUAUUCGUUCAGGAAAAGUUGUAUUGUAAAUAUGCAUGCAUUACGUGUACUGUGUUGACUAUGUCGUGUACUGUUGACGAUGUCUAUAUAUAUUCAUGACGAUUUUUUGUGGUUU